AUGUCUUUGACAGGUACCCUCGAAGAGCGCAAGCUGCGUCUGCAACAUUUUGCUGAGCUCUACUUUGAAGAGGCAACGUCAGCUGAGCAAAACAACACCCAACAGUCGAUCGCUUUACAAUGCGCACAGCUGGCUCGCAUAGAAGCUGGCUUAGGUAUUAACAAAUCUACUCGUGCUAAACGACAAAUUCACAAUCUAAACACGCUUUGGUCCGAAAACCAUGUUUAUUACUAUUUUGCGACUGGUGUAGAAGAACACAGAAAAACUUCCAUCAGAAAUACCCUACAGUACAUCAGAGAUCACACUUGCAUAGACUUCACAGAGAGUGACACAGCAGUAAAUAGGAUUCGUGUCUUCAGAGGAAGUGGCUGCUACUCGUACAUAGGGAUGGUUGGCGGAGUU
Strongylus vulgaris is the source of this 402-nucleotide messenger RNA. The record is from the annotation of a GenBank genome assembly. Lineage: Eukaryota; Metazoa; Nematoda; Chromadorea; Rhabditida; Strongylidae.